GGCUCUUAUAUUUGAUCCUUGAUUAACAAUAAUACCACUUGGUUUGGCUCUGGCAGGAAAAGUAGAAAAAUUGUCUGUUGUCACUUGAAGCUAAAUGAGACACAAAAAGAAAAAAGAAAGAAAGAAUAAAAACAACUUUCGUAUUAAGAGAAUCCAAACCAUUUUAAUCACAGCUACCACUUAAAUAAUGUAAUUAAUCCCUCUUAAUCAAGACUCUUCAUCUGAACCACAUGUAAAAACAACACAUGCAAGAGCUCUAAUGAAAAGUUUUGCAAAAUUCAAACAGACGAGUAAAAAGCUAAAUGGAUGCUAAGAAGACAAUGUCGGUCAGAUCAACUAGUCUGAACUUAUUUGUGUAGACGGAUGGCGGAGAGAUUGGACUCUGGGAAAGACUCGUGGGUGCAUGAGUAAACGUAGGUUAUCUGUUCUCUUUCCUGCUCAAAGAUUUCAUAUCUAACAUGAAUAGGAGAUAUUAGCUUUAUGCUAGCUGCUUAUCACGUCUGACAGUGAUGGUGUUGGUGUUUCUGGGGGGAGAGUACCACGGGCUCAGGUUUAAUCUUACCUUCUGGAGGGACGGACUCUCGAUCAAACAGCAAAUCACACUGAGGGCGCAGCAGCGGGCGAAAAGAAUCCCCGACUUCAACACAGAGAUUGAAGGAAAAUAUACAGAUUCACAUGAGAUAAGUCUGCAGGCAUGGGAGCGUGAGGAGAAUUUCUGGCUACCGUGAAGACCCAGCAAGUCAUUGCUCAACUGAAUCCUGGUCCGAAGAGCAAACUUUAAACAUAAUUGGAUUCUUGGCUGCCUUACUUGUUGGCAAAAUGCCUUUAAAAACAUUAAGGGGAGAAUCAAACGAACAGGAAAAGGUCUCCAUUUUUGGAACGACUUCAGUAAAGACAGUUUUGGUGUGUUUUGGUGCAACCCCACUGCCUGUGCUGUCAUCUGGAUCACAGCGGAGAGCACCUGCUCCAAGGCUGACACCUUAACACUGCAUCUGCUACGCGCUCCUCACCAAUCGUUUCAGUCAAAAUACCUUUUCCCUCUGUAUUAUAAAUAAAUGUUUUUCGCCCAAAAGGCAUCAACUGAAAGGAUUUCAGAGUAAAUGUGUCAAAUUAGCUGAGGAUUUUCCUGUGAUUCUGCUGUCAUUUUUGGAACUUUUGUUGAUGCUAAAAUGGGUUUGUCGCUCGUUUUCAGCAGCGAAGAUCAAAUAGGUGCUUGAUGUGAGAAAGCGGCUGCUCAUAGUCACGAACCCAGAGAGAACUGACAUCCGACUUUGCAGGUUCCCUCGGCUUUGUGUAGCAUUCCAGCUACUUUGAGCUCGUUGUUUUGGGCGCAAUGUUAAUGUUUUGGUAACGGUACACUACCAGCUCAUCAUCAUCCAUCAUUACAUGGGAGACAAACUGAGUUAGCAACUAGCUGGUGAACAUAGUGCUGGAGCAUUUAGUGGCUAAAGAGCCAGACAGUUUCCCCCAGGACUCAGUAGAGACCAAAAAACAAGCUAAAAAAGAUGGUGAAUGUUGAACUUACACGAGUUUAAUGUAAAGUAAGGACGGCCAUACUCACAUUUAUAUAUUUUUUAUCCCUUUAUCUCGAGAAAACAAAAGAUAAUUAUUCCGUUUUCUCGACAUAAGAUACUGACUGGAGGUCAGACCAGGAAACAUUGUGUCAUUUGUCUUUACGUUUUACAGAGAAAAACAUCUGUUCACUUCUUCUUCUACCACUGAAAAGAUGUUGGUGCUUUUCUGUGCUUGAACACAUUGAAACAAAAAAAAAAUAUCAUGUCAAUAUUUUCCCACAAUGCUUUGAUCAUUUCUUCACUGGAGCUGUGAAAUGCCCUGGAGGAACUCUGUUAGAACCCUGAUGAUCUAUAACACUUGAGCAGAACCUUCAGUUGUGACAUCAUAACCGUAGAACUCUGACAUCAUGAUGCAGAACCUCUUCCUUCACACCCAGAAACCUGAGCUGAGCAGUGUCUCCGUGAUCGAACCAAACCCACCGUCCACAUUCGCCAAGCGACAAAUAUCUGUAACUAAAUUAGUUUUAACUUUAACUUGAACACAAAACUGUUUCAAGUCCCGUUUCAUCUGCUGCAAACAGCUGUUGUCUGUCCCGUUCAGUCUGAGCUGAAAUGAACAGACAAAGAAACCAGGUAAGAUUUUCUCAUUUGACCUGCAGAAACUUUUUUGGUUGUUUGUUGAGUUUUAACAGUUUAACAAUAUCCAGUGAGCCACAUUGAGAAAUACAGAAGCUUCUAAACAGUGUUGGAGGAUUUUAUGAUUGCAGUAGGUUUGUUGGGCAGAAAUGCGCCGUGUUGUUUCUCUCAAAACAGAUUACUCCGCUGUCAGUGUCUCUAAUCAAUGGAUAAAAAAUUGUACUGUAACAUAACUAACCAAGCAGGCGUCUGAGACCUGAUUUAAAAACCUUAUCUUUAAGUUUCACCAGAAUAAUCGACAGUAAAACAAAGUUAACUGUGUGGAUAAGAGUAGAGGUUGUGUUAAGGUGGGACUGCAGUUUUAGACAUGAACUUCAUGUUUGUUUCCGUGUUUCAGUCCUUUGGUGCGGACCUGUACGGCCCCACACAGUACAGGCCAGAUGCUGUGCAGCUGCAGACCAACCAGCUCCAUCACAAUGAAGAGGAGCAGGGCCUCAGGGACGCCCUGUUCUCCGCCAUCCAGGAGGUCAAGUCUCUGAAGGAGGAGAGGGAGUCUCUGGAGGAGAAAACUGACCUGCAGCAGAACGAGUGGAAGCAGGCGGAGAACCAGCUCCAAGAGGAGCUGCGUCAGAAAGACGAGCUCCUGAAAAGGGGCAUCAAGAAGAGGCAGGCUCGCACCAGGGCCCACAUCGAUGUCCUGGCCCUGCUCACUCUAAAGGAGCUCGAGCUGGAGAGCAAAGAGGAAGAGUGGAGGGCAAAGUGUGGAGCACUGCAGGCCAAACUGCAGGAGCAGGUUCAGAGAGAGGAAGACUGGAGCAGGAAGGAACAGCAGCUGGAACAGCAGGAGGAGGAGAGCGAGAGUCAGGAGGAAGAGGAGGGGAACGAGAGUCAGGAGGAAGAGGAGGAGAAUGAGAGUCAGGAGGAAGAGGAGGAGAGAAAGACGACAGACGAUAAACAAACGUCUGAGAAAAAAAAGAACAAACCAAAGAAGAAGAAUAAAAGGGGGAAGAAGAAGAACAGGUGUUAGCUACAGCACAUCCCUCUUCCUGAACCCCUCCCCCCCUCCCCCACCCCUCCCCUUUUCUGCAUCUAUCACUUCCUGUGAAUAUAUUGUUUAUUGUAAAUACAUUUGCGACUCUGUCAUUUACAUCUGCCCCGUGUUUGUCUUUCUGAACAUAGAUAUAGUGAAUAUAGAUACAGGAUUCACGGCUCUUCAUCAAAUCCUACAGUGUGACGGACGUUACGACGUCACUGGUUUUAGACUUCAGGAGUCAAAACAUCAUUGGUUGUAGAUAAAAGGAGUCACAGUUUUAUCUGGGAAUCUGUUUGUGACUCAUCUUGAUCAAAUCAGUCUGAACGCCCUGAAAAACAGACCUUUUUCUACUGGUAACACCCCGAAUCAACCGUGUCUACUAUUCUAGAAAAACUAUAACAUAAUACAUUCCUGUCCACAUACUUUUGUCCACUGUGUAAUGUUGCAUCUACCUCUGCUGGGUGUGUGACUAGAACUGCUCACCAAGCUCGUCUUAAAGUGAUAAUGUAUUAACUGCAGGUUUAAGCUUCUCUAACGACCUCCGUGAACACGAGGCGUCUUCUC
Messenger RNA from Seriola aureovittata, 3747 nucleotides. RefSeq names its product cilia- and flagella-associated protein 251-like. The transcript is spliced from 2 exons. NCBI's taxonomy places the organism in Eukaryota, Metazoa, Chordata, Actinopteri, Carangiformes, Carangidae. The record is from RefSeq and is a predicted model, not a curated record. The coding region runs from base 2518 to 3177 and encodes 219 amino acids.